AGCACUAGACCAGUUGUUGAUACUUUGUGAAAACGGUAUCGAAAUAUUUUUAUUGUGACAAAAACAUAAUAGCGUCUUUUCUAGGUACAAAAAGCAGACAUAAAACGGUGGCAUUGAAACUGCUACAGAAAAUUCUGCAGCAGCACAUAUGAGCCACUUCUCCACAUCACUCUACCAAAAAUGCGGAAUAUUGGCUCCGACAUAAACAAGUCCAGGGAAUCGAGCACCAUGUGUGCCCUGCCAUCCUCGCAGCCUCCAACCAAGAGAAAGGAGAUCUACAAAUACGAGGCACCAUGGACAGUGUACAGCAUGAACUGGAGCAUCCGGCCGGACAAGCGCUUCAGACUCGCCCUCGGAAGUUUUGUGGAGGAAUACAACAACAAGGUUCAGAUUGUCUCCCUUGAUGAAGAAACAUCUGAAUUUACUUCAAAGAGCACAUUUGAUCACCCUUACCCAACUACCAAGAUCAUGUGGAUACCAGACUCUAAAGGGGUAUUUCCUGACCUGCUGGCCACUAGCGGAGAUUAUCUACGAGUGUGGCGAGUCAGUAGUGACAAUGAUACACGAUUAGAGUGCCUACUUAACAAUAAUAAAAAUUCAGAUUUCUGUGCUCCAUUAACGUCAUUUGACUGGAAUGAAGUCGACCCUAACUUACUUGGAACCUCAAGUAUAGACACAACCUGUACAAUAUGGGGCUUAGAGACGGGGCAGGUGUUGGGGCGCGUAAAUGUCGUAUCCGGCCACGUAAAAACACAGCUUAUCGCACAUGACAAGGAAGUUUAUGAUAUCGCUUUCAGUCGAGCAGGAGGGGGGCGUGACAUGUUUGCUAGUGUUGGUGCUGAUGGCUCCGUGCGGAUGUUUGACCUCCGACAUCUAGAACAUUCCACCAUUAUAUAUGAGGACCCGCAGCACCACCCCCUGCUGAGACUGGGCUGGAACAAACAGGACCCUAACUACCUAGCCACGAUGGCCAUGGACUCACUAGAGGUGAUAAUACUGGAUGUACGAGUACCAUGUACGCCGGUGGCCAGACUCAAUAACCACAGAGCCUGUGUGAAUGGUAUUGCCUGGGCUCCACAUUCUAGUUGCCAUAUCUGUACUGCAGCUGAUGACCACCAAGCACUGAUAUGGGAUAUCCAGUCAAUGCCUCGGGCAAUUGAGGAUCCAAUCCUGGCAUACACGGCUGGGGGUGAAAUCAACCAGACACAGUGGUCCUCCACACAGCCAGACUGGAUCUCAAUCUGUUACAAUAACUGUCUCGAGAUACUGCGCGUCUGAGACAGCUAGUGUUAGUUCUUUUUGGCAGCCAGUAGUGGCCAUCAAGUGUGUAUAAGUGGUCAGCACAAGCUAACAUUGAUACUGCCUAAGCAAUCUCCGACAGCUCCUGUAGAGGUUCUGUCCAUAUAUCUGUAGAAGUACGGGAUCAUCAUCCUUUCAGAUGGGGACACUCUACUACGUACUGGCGGGUUAUGAACUUUACAGAUUACCUCCUAAAAUUCUGGCCAAUAUGCAUGGCAGUGGUACCAAUAUCAUUAAUAGGAAACUUGAUCUGUCAAACAGAUUUCGCACGACAAGAAAAUGAUAAGUACUUGCCCACAAUAAGUGUGAAAAUGACUCAAUUUAGUGUUUUUGUACAGGAUAGCCAUAGUAUCAAACACUAGAUAAAUGAUUAGUUUAAAGAUCUUUUUCCUUAAACAAAUAUAACUUUGAUUUCAUCAGAUAUUUAAAUUACAAUGGAAACUUUUGAGACACUUUGUUUUAAUAGGGAAAAUAAUACCAGAAUCUUCAACUUUGUUUUAAUAGGGAAAAUAAUACCAGAAUCUUCAACUUUGUUUUAAUAGGGAAAAUAAUACCAGAAUCUUCAUGCCAGAAUUCAGUAGUAUGUGUACUAUAACGGAAAAGUUUGUUAUUUCUGGAGGAAAAUCCCAAGAAUAACGUUUUCCUUGAUUAAUGAGACAAAAAUUUAUAACUUUUGUGGAAUAGGAUUAUCCACAAAAUGGCUGAUUCAGUGUAAACAUAGGUUCCCGUGUUCAGUAAAUAGAUUUCCAGAAGCUUGUAUUCCAGUCAAUAAGACUCUGUAUCACUGAAACGUUUUCAUGGUUUGAUUGAAUAAUUUUAGGUACGUUGUACUAUUGUAGAAGGCUGCAUGUCUCCAUAGUCAUGUAAAUAUAUAUAUAUAUUUCAUCACAUCCUCUUUCAUACAAUUGUCUAUGUAUGCUGACUAAUCCCAAGUAACAAUUGCAUGUUUAUAAUUUCCAUAAUAGACAAGCUUUCUUUAAAAAAAGAUAUUUAUACAAAAAUGAUCACUUGGACACUCAUUUCAAUUUUUAUGAGGAUUUAACAUUUUUUUUACGUGUAUGGCAGUGAAUUCAAUGCUGCUUUUUUUUAAAGUUAUGUACAUAAUUUCAUUUUCAUUUUGUCAGUAUUUAUGUAAUGAUGUUCAUUUUUUUUAUUCUUAGGUUUCUGUCAAGUUAAAAAUAAAAAAAAGGCCAAGAGUUUAUAUGUUCACAAAAAUGUUCCGUUUUGGUGACUUUGUUUGGUAGAGGCAGAGAGGCCUCUGGUUGCCGAUAUAGUAGUUUUUAUAAAGCCCUUAUCUAUUGUUGUUGUUUUGUCUUAUUUAUUAGUCGUAAUUGAGCUGUUCUUCAUAAAACCAAAAAACUUGAGAAGUCAGUUUUCAAAAUGUGUAUACUUUUUUUUUUAAGUAUUUGUUGUAUUUAAAAAACGUCUUUUAUAAAUACAGAAAUUUUCUAUCAGUACCAGGUACUGUAACAAUAAAAGAAGCUGUAAUAUUUGUUGGUACUUUAUACUCCUAUUACUUCUAAAGGGCUUUUUGAAAUCCACACAAAUUUGUCUAUGGCAUAACACUUGUUUCUUAUCUACACAAGUAGCAGUCAUGUUACAGCAUUGUGAUCAUGAAGAUAAAAGUCUAUGAAGGCCCAAUUGUGUGUUUCACUAGAAUGCAUUAUAGUAAUCUCUUUUGAUCACAGAAAUAUUCUUACUAAUAACUCUAAUGGCCAGUAGAGUUAUGAUAUUCCAAACAAGUUUCAUUUUUGCUGUAUUUGCAGCUUGAAAUUUGUGUUGCCAUUUUGAUACAAACUUUUUGUGAGAAUAGAAUUUUGUGAAACUAAACUUAUUUUCAAAAUCUGCAGUGUAUUGUGUUUAACAGUAUCAGGGCUGGGUUAUAUGAUCAAAGCUCCCUUCCUUGUUCAGUUUACUGAUAUUAAUUAUCAGCUGAAUAAAGUGAAAACAUCGAUUCUCCAUUUCAAUUUUAGCCUUGCGUGACAUGCCAUUUGAAAAAUAAGCAUUUUAGCAUGGAACUAUGAUAUACUCUUGAAAUGCACUUAAAUAAAUAAUAAAAAAGGGGAGAUAAAAUUUAGAUGAAAAUGCCAGAUCCCCCAGACAUAAUCCUUUUGGAAACUGAUACUUUGUGUUGUAGUUUAAAACUUUAGGAAAAGUUGAGUAAUAUUACAAUUCAUCAAGCUAUAUUAUUUCCUAGAAAGUGUCAAAUACAUAUUAUCAUGGACUCAAUUCAUUUCACAGUCAUGUACUGGUGUUCAUUAAAAUGUCAUUGAAAUAAAA
Molecule: messenger RNA, 3579 nt
Organism: Mizuhopecten yessoensis (Yesso scallop)
Lineage: Eukaryota; Metazoa; Mollusca; Bivalvia; Pectinida; Pectinidae
Product: DDB1- and CUL4-associated factor 7
Exons: 10
Coding region: 181-1278 (365 amino acids)
Cellular component (GO): nucleus
Molecular function (GO): protein binding
Source: RefSeq, a predicted model, not a curated record